Messenger RNA from Acanthopagrus latus (yellowfin seabream), 3153 nucleotides. RefSeq names its product glutaminase kidney isoform, mitochondrial-like. Gene Ontology annotation, molecular function: glutaminase activity; protein binding. The record is from RefSeq and is a predicted model, not a curated record. Gene Ontology annotation, biological process: L-glutamine catabolic process. The coding region runs from base 130 to 1914 and encodes 594 amino acids. Lineage: Eukaryota; Metazoa; Chordata; Actinopteri; Spariformes; Sparidae. The transcript has 18 exons.
UCCAGCCCUGUCAUCAGAAAGUCAGUGACCUCGCAGUUAUCUGCAGGAGCGUACAGGGGCGCGAGGGGCGACAUUCGUACCUCAGACGACCGCGGCGUGUUUGUUGUUGACUUGACUUGUGUCGCAGCCAUGAACUGUCUGAGAGCGCUGCGUCUGUCAAACCCCGUCCAGCUGAUCGUCAAAAACACGGAGGCGCUGAAGAAGCUGCACGUCCUCCAGCCGGCAUGUUGUCUGAGCGCAGGAUCGACCCCCGCGUCCCAGCGACCGCACUUGGACCACUUCCAUCUCAAAAUAAUCUCAAAGCCUCUGAAAUCUGGAGUGGAAGACAUGCUUUUCUACACCAUCACAGACGGAAAGGAGCAAGUCCCCAUUUCAUACUUUACUUCGGCCCUGAGGAAAACUGGCCUUCACCCGUCAGACCCUCGUUUGAAGGACUGCAUGGAGAAGCUCCGACGAGCUGUCACGGAGUCCGUUGGAGAGGUGAUGAUGGACAGAGAGCUUUUCCACAGGUGUGUCGGCGGAAACGUCGUCCUGCUGAUCCAGGCUUUCAGAAAGAAGUUCAUCAUCCCGGAGUUCGACGUGUUCGCGCAGAAGAUAAAUGAAAUCUACACGAGGGUGCAAACCCAAAGCGAGGGGAAGGUUGCAGACUACAUACCCCAGCUGGCCAAGUUCAGCCCAGAACUGUGGGGGGUGUCUUUGUGUACAGUGGAUGGCCAGAGGCACUCUGUUGGAGACACUAAACAGCCGUUCUGCCUGCAGUCCUGUGUGAAGCCCCUUCAGUACGCCAUCGCCGUCCACGAGGCGGGAACGGAGAUGGUUCACCGUUAUGUCGGCAUGGAGCCCAGCGGACUCAAGUUCAACAUGCUGUCGCUCGAUGACGAAGAUAAACCUCACAACCCCAUGGUGAACGCUGGAGCUAUAGUGAUCAGCUCUCUUAUCAAGCCUCGUUCAAAUAAGGCAGAGAAGUUUGACUAUGUGAUGGAGUUUGUGAAAAAGAUGGCAGGUCAGGAGUACGUGGGAUUCAACAAUGCCACGUUCCAGUCAGAAAAAGAAACGGGUGACAGAAAUUUUGCCAUCGGAUACUACAUGAAAGAGAAGAAGUGUUUCCCUCCUGAAGCAGAUAUGAUAGACGCCCUGGACUUCUACUUCCAGCUUUGCUCCCUCGAGGUGACCUGCGAAUCAGGAAGCAUCAUGGCUGCCACCCUGGCCAACGGAGGGAUCUGUCCAAUCACAGGCGAGCGUGUCCUGAGUGCCGAGGCUGUGCGGAACACUUUGAGUCUCAUGCACUCCUGCGGCAUGUAUGACUUCUCUGGUCAGAUGGCUUUUCAUGUGGGCUUGCCGGCCAAAUCUGGGGUGUCUGGUGCAAUACUACUGGUGAUCCCCAACGUCAUGGGAGUGAUGUGUUGGUCUCCUCCACUGGACAGAGUUGGAAACAGCGUCCGUGGAAUUCACUUCUGUGAGGAGCUCGUGUCGCUUUUCAACUUCCACAAUUAUGACAACUUGAGGCACUUUGUGAAGAAGCAGGACCCACGCAGGCUGGAUGGAGACGACAGGAACAAGUCUGUUUUCAAUUUGAUGUUCGCCGCCUACAGUGGAGAUGUGUCUGCCUUGAGAAGGUUUGCUCUCUCAUCCAUGGACAUGGACCUGAAAGACUACGACUCUCGAACAGCCCUACAUGUCGCUGCAGCAGAGGGUCACAUAGAUGUGGUGACGUUCCUGACUGAAACCUGCAAAGUCAAUCCAUUUGUAGAAGACAGGUGGGGGAACCUCCCAGUCGAUGAUGCCACACAGUUCGGACACGAUGACGUGGUGAAGGUGCUGAAAGAUUACCAGCAGGUCUGCAGCCAGCAGGAAACACAGCACACUCAGGCCGAGCAUUCCCCGAAGCUGGACACCAUCGAUGGCAUGGUUUGACGUCCCCCCCCAAGAACUGCAGCGUGUCGGGGGGCAGUUGUGCAAUCUGUCAAGUUUUGAAACACGAAGCUCCAAUUCAUAGCACACAAAAUAAGUGCAGGGAAUAUGACGCCAUGAACAUUAAAUGAAAGAUGCAAAGUGAAUAGGAGAAGAUUUAUAAGUGAACGGGAAAAUGGUAUUAAGAUGCAGACGGAAUAUAAAGCAGGCGGGAAUAUACAAUCCAGACAAAAGGCAAAAAUAAUAAAGCAACAAGCUGAGAGAAAACAAGAUUUGUGUGUGAAUAAUGGGGCGCUGCGAGCCGACUCAACCUUUAAAUCACUGCUGCUGGACACAAUGUUCGUGUUAUAGUAAGAUUCAUAUAUGUUCCACAGGGAAGCAGAGGAGACUGUAAACUCAAAAGAUGGAUUUUUUUGUACUGUAAUGCUUCUCUGCUUCCUUACAACAGAACAUUUCACUCUUAUAUGUUUUUAUAAUUCUAUUGUGCCUUAUUGAAACCUUUAAAUAUGUAAGACUGUUCUGUCUGGAUGUAAAAUCUUAUAUUUGUUUUUUUUCCAAAAAGGAAGAUGAGGUGAGGAAUUGUACAUGAUCCUGAUAACUUAAAGGGUUACUCCCCCAAUUUUACACAUUAAGGUGUGUUGACAGGUCUUGGGAAGUACUACUACGCAUGUGAAAGAAGUAGUAUUGUGUCUCCAGAGGAAGCUGCAUGUAAUCUGAUAAAUUGCCACUGGUGAUGCCACUCAGAGGCUCGUUGCAUUGUGGGUAAUGCAGGCACCAGGCUUUGAAAGCAGUCAAGCAUUGCUUCCCAGUUUUGAAAAAAAAAUGCUGAAAAUCAACAAAACCAGAGAUAUCAACAAUUUAUUUCACACCUUCUCCUUAUUUUAUUACCCAAAAUGCAACUCAGCCACUUAGUGACGUACAUCACUGGAGACAGUUUAUCAGAUUGCGUGCAGCUUCCCCUAAAGCCACAAAAGGCUUUAUACUACUGUUCAUGUUUGCAGUAGUACUUCCAAAGACCUUUCAGCACACUUUAAUGUGUGAAAUUGGUGGAGUUACCCUUUAAUGUCUGUGAGCUACAUUGUAUAUACUAUGUUCUUCAGCUGUAAAUACAUUAUGAUGUGCAGUGUCAUAACACUUACGCCAAUUUUAAUAUGCAUAAGCAAGAAAUUUAAUGGAGUAAUUUAUUACCAGAACUAUUUUGACAUUAAAGACGACUAUUAAACAUUUUGUAUUAAUCCGCCA